AUGAUAACAAAUUAUAAUGAAUUAAAUGAACAAAUAAAUGAAUGUAUUGUAAAUAUUUUACAAUAUGCUGAUAAUAGAUCACGAAUGAUUUCACCUGAACUUGAUCAACGUUCACCAACAGAUCAACUUGUUCAAUUAAAUAUAUAUGAAAUUCAAAUUCAAGAACAAUUAGCAAUUGUUGAACAUCAUAAUCUAAUUACAUCGAAAUUUAUUCAAGAACGUAUUGAACAAUUACGUCAAGAUAUUCUUUCUUUAAAAGAUGAAGUUGAAUCAAUACUUGAAAAAGAAAAUGAAACAACAUCAAUUCAAAUAAAAAUUGAUCUUUUAAUUGAAACUCUACAAAAUGAACUUGAUCGUCAACCAACAUUUUCCUCUCUAU
Messenger RNA from Rotaria sp. Silwood2, 379 nucleotides. NCBI's taxonomy places the organism in Eukaryota, Metazoa, Rotifera, Eurotatoria, Philodinida, Philodinidae. The record is from the annotation of a GenBank genome assembly.